Salvia miltiorrhiza (redroot sage) is the source of this 327-nucleotide messenger RNA. The record is from the annotation of a RefSeq genome assembly. Lineage: Eukaryota; Viridiplantae; Streptophyta; Magnoliopsida; Lamiales; Lamiaceae.
AUGAGGUAUUCCGGUCUCGGUAUUACACCAUCGUCGCUUUCUUUGGAGUUCCUUCUUUCGAGGAAAGGAAAUAGAAUUGCAGGUAUCCCAACGGAACGGGAGGUGGCAAGAGGCCAGAUAGGCUGGUUUCGGGAGGCGAGAAGCGGACUUCUCUUGAUUGAUCUCUUUUCCCUCCCUCUGAUCCGCUCUCCUUUGCCAAUCUCAGUCAAGAAAAACUAUAGUUUCGAACCUCAUAUGGCUAAUCACCCGGCUGCUAAAGCAUUCUUCCAAAGAGUUCAUAUCUCCUCUACUACUGAAUAUAACAAGGGCUUUCCUCAACCCAGCUAA